AUGUUCCCGAAGGCCUUCUGUCUCAACAACAGACUUCCCGUCAACGACCAGGCAUCUCCGCUGGCCAUGGAGGACGGCUUCGCCUACGGGCAUCAGCGCAUUUACCCAGCCUCGACCCUGCAGCGCACUCAGUCGAUGGACCCCCCUCAAUUCCGUGCGAUUUCUCUUUCUCGAGACGUUUCUAUGGAGGAUGGUGUCUCUGGAACUAAAUCCCGCGACGUCACAAUGUCGCCAUCUCGCCCUACCGCCUUCAAACUUCGUGCACGGAGCUCCCUGACGCCCCAACCCACUGGUCAAGGCUUUGGUCCGAAGCCCCAAUUCGAUGAGCGCGACAAAUCGGAGCCUCCCCCCUUAUCCGCCCUCAUGACGAAGCCUCAGUCCGUGAAGGCUCCCUUCCAGACGAACCAAAUACAGCGGGAGCCCUCCGUUACUACGCUAGGGACCAUUGUAGAGGCAUCUGGCAGAGCCAGUCGAUCGCCUAUGCGUCAGCAUAGCGGGCUCUUCCUCGGCGCUCGUCCCGGUUCAAUCGUACAAAGCACUCCUACCCCGAUCGGCCGCGCCGCCAAUGCCGCUGAACAGGCUCUUCAAGGUCUCGAUGUAUACAAGACGCCGCUGUUACCAUCCCGUCUCCGUGGGUCCCAGACGAUUCCGGAGAUGUUCAAGCCUAAGAAAGCGCAUGCACCGGUUCUGAUGCGAUCUGAGCGAGGCCGUGAUCGGAAGCCGCGCUUAGGUGUGCAGGACAGGAGGGCAGAAGAGAUCAAGCCAUACACUGCAAAGCGUGGACGCGGGACGAGGGAGAUGAUCAAACGGCGCAAACUCGAAGAGCAGGAGGAGCUUGAGAAGGAGCGUGCCAACGCGAUCGAAGCAGACGAGGAGAACCUCUCCAAGCCGCCAUUUUCCGAGAACACGACCCGCGAUGUGUCUGAAGCCCUUGAAGCCGCGAUGUCUUCCAAGGCUCGUACCGUCGGUGGCCGCGAUCAGUCGUCCCUGCGUGUUGGGCGCUCUCGCACUGGUCCUUAUAUCCCGAGGUCGGCACCGAAGAACAAGAACCGCUUCUCUGCCGCUUAUGAGGACGAGGAUGGCGACGACUCGAUGCUCGAUGAAGGAAAAGAUGCUUCAGAGGAGACUGCCAAGUUCCCCACCGUAUACGAGAGCCCAAAGAACUUCAGCUUCGCUCCUGAGAAAGCGCCUGUGUUACAUGACUCUAGCAAUGCGAGAGAGCCACCCAUUGCUUCCUUGCCUUUCUCUUUCGCCAAGCCGAUGUCGGCCGCACCAUCUGCUCCUGUUCCUCCGUUCUCGUUCGCAGAACCCCCUAAGGCUCCCCAGACACUUCCUGUGCCUCAGACGCCGGAGCAGCGUUCAUCGGCUUCCUAUGCAACCGAGGUCUCCCCUCUUCCAGCGGUGCCGUCAAUCUCUCUCAUACCCCCGAGCCCUGCACCCAACAAGGCUAGCGACGAAACAUCCGCACCUACUUCGUCGACGAAUUCUUCAGUUCCGAAUUUCUUCGCCAAUUCGACGACCAUCUCAAAAGCACCAGCAGUCACGGCGCCCUUUAGUUUUGCUCCGGCUUCAUCAGCGAGCGAGGAGAAGGGGGAGGUCAAGACUACAGUACCUUCCUCAUUCAACUUGCCGCUGGUGCCUAAGGAGAGUGUUAUUUCUCCUCCCGUUCAAGCCGCGGUCGUUGCAACUCCUGCGCCCUUUUCGUUUAAUCAGCCCUCCACGAACCCAGGCACUCAGAGUUCCCUGUUUUCCUUCCCUUCGGCUUCCACUAAGAAUGCCACUACCAGUAAUCCCCCACCCUCGCUCUUUACUCCCAUUGCGCCCGUUUCUGCCAAGGAACCUGCACCAUCGACGGUUGCACCGGCCCCCGAGAGCAAGCUUCAGGCCCCUCCCGCCUUCUCUUUCGCCCCGCCAUCCACGACUGCAGAGUCAGCCCCAGCUGCUUCCGGUGUCUUCAACUUUGGCGCGCCCUCAACCACGACGACACCCGCAGUCCCUGCGCCCGCUCCUCCGGCCACGAAUCUCUUCAGUUUCGGCAAGCCGGCGGGCGCAACAUCUGUGACUACGACUGCAACAAGCACAGCUCCCUCGUUUUCGUUCGGCGUGGCACCUGCCGAUAGCAAAGGCUCCGAGGUGAAGUCGCUGUUCGGAGGCAAACCUGAAGCAUCCGCGGCGUCACUAUUCGGGGCUACCUCAUCCGCUCCAGCUCCUUCCACGUCGCUUUUCGGGGUUAGUCAGAAGACUCCCGUUGUAGAGGCUCCAAAGCCUUUCGCCUUUGGGCAACCUACUGCUUUGCCUUCGACCCCAGCAUCUACCAUUGAAGCGCCGAAGUCGUUGUUCCCUUCAACUUCCACCGGAAGCUCAGGGGGAUUCAGCUUCGCUCCCGCCUCGUCACCGACACCACAACUCCAGUCACCUUUCGCUUUCAACGCCUCGCCCUCCACACCACCUGUCACGACGCCGGCCGACAACAAGUCGUCGUUCACAUUUGGUACUGCAAGCAGUCCGUCGGUCUCAGCGCCAACAACGUUGUUUGGGGGUCCGUCUAAUAACAGCCAAGAUGGCGGGAACAAGGGCUUCUCGUUUGGUGCACCCGCGCGGCCUGUCACCCCUCCUCAGAAGGAGCAGGAGAUGCGGAUGGAAGAAAGUCCGACACACAACAACGGCAUGGAAAUGAGCAGCGAUCAGCCUGCUCCGUCUUUGAGUUCACUGAAGCCGGCGGGUGGGUUCUUUGGCUCUGGGCCUUCUCCCUUCGGGCAGCCUGCAUCGGCCGUCUCCUCGCCGUUCGGUUUUGGCGCCAAGAAUGAAGUAAAGCCCGAGGUCAAGACUUCGGGUUCCUUCGCUAGUUUUGGCCAGAACAACUCGUCUCCUUUCGGGUUUGGGAAGCCUGGAGAGAACACGCAACCAUCCCUUGCCUCUCCUUUCGGUGCUCCCUCUAAUCCUUUCGGCUCCUCGAGCACCCCUACUACGACCCCGACGCCUUUCUCCUUCGGAGGAGCAAACAGUGGUUUCGGAUCUCAGCCAACGAGCCCUUCGACGUUCGGUCAGCCGGCAAGUGCACCCUUCUCAUUUGGCGCAACCCCCACCUCUGCCACGGCUCCAUCGAAUCCGUUUGCGUUCGGAAGCCAGCCAGCCUCCCCUGCUACUGGUAACUCAGGACUCCCCCAACCCCCAGGCUCAGCAGGCAAUCCUUUCUCUUUUGGCGCCUCAAGUCCUGCGACAUCCCAAGCACCCUCCUCGCCUUUCGGUGCCCCGCCGACUCUCCCUACCCCUGCUGGAGGCGUUUCAUUCACCAUGGGCUCUGCAGCACCUCCCCCCCAGGCAGGCGGCGCCCGUAGUAUCAAGAAACUUCCCAACCGCCGAGGUAUUCCUCCCUUCCUUGGGAUCGAAGCACCCAACGACAAAAUGCGUUUCCAGCUGCUCAGCGACCUUCACAUGGAGGUGGAACGUCCGCCUACCGCCCUCCAGUCUAAUGAAGACUCAUAUACCUAUACCUUCCCUGCCGAUGAAACCGCGGAUGCGCUCGCUCUUGUGGGCGAUGUAGGGACCACGAACGAUGAGCGGAUGUUUGGUUGGAUUCGAACUCAGCUUCAACGUUUCAACCUCGUGUUCUUCCUUCCCGGAAAUCACGAGUACCACCACUCGUCCAUCGACGAGUCGCGCGAGAGGGUCGCUCGGUUUGCCGCCGAAUGCGCCGCCGCACGCCAGGCCGAGGGGUCGCACCUCGGCCGCUUCGUCCUCCUCGACCGCGGCCGCCACGACGUCUCGCCCACGCUCAGCGUCCUCGGCUGCACUCUCUGGGCGCAGCUCGAGCCUGCCCAGCACGACGCCGUCUUCCAGGGCGUCCGCGACUUCACGCACAUCCGUGGCUUCACGCUGGACACCUUCCAUGCGCUGCACGCGCAGGACCUCGCGUGGCUCGAGGCGUCCAUCGCCCAGAUCGCACGCGAAGAGCCCCAGCGCACGAUCGUGGUCAUGACGCACCACGCCCCGACGCACGUCGGCACGAGCAACCCGGCGUACGCGGGCAGCCCGAAGAGCUCGGCGUUCUCCACAGAGCUGGUCGGCGGGCCGUGUUGGGUGUCGCAGGUGAAGGUGUGGAUGUACGGGCACACGCACUGGAACUGCGACGCCGUGCGGGAGGGCGUUCGGGUGGUCAGCAACCAGCGGGGUUACAAGGAUGGCGCGCCGGGAUACGAUCCCGCCAAGGUCAUCGAGAUAGGAGAUUGA
Epithele typhae is the source of this 4230-nucleotide messenger RNA. RefSeq lists its product as uncharacterized. Bases 1 to 4230 code for a protein of 1409 amino acids. Gene Ontology annotation, molecular function: hydrolase activity. The record is from RefSeq and is a predicted model, not a curated record. The transcript is spliced from 8 exons. Lineage: Eukaryota; Fungi; Basidiomycota; Agaricomycetes; Polyporales; Epitheliaceae.